Molecule: messenger RNA, 5990 nt
Organism: Thamnophis sirtalis
Lineage: Eukaryota; Metazoa; Chordata; Lepidosauria; Squamata; Natricidae
Source: RefSeq, a predicted model, not a curated record
GUUCCCACAUGAGCAUCCAUAUUGGACACAAACAGUUUAUGUGCCAGUGGAGUGGGAAAGCUUUUAAUAUGAAACAGUACUUUGAUGAGCACAUGAAAACGCACACUGGAGAGAAGCCUUUUAUUUGUGAAAUCUGUGGCAAAAGUUUCACCAGUCGCCCAAACAUGAAGAGACAUCGCAGAACUCACACAGGGGAGAAGCCGUAUCCGUGUGAUGUGUGUGGCCAGCGAUUCCGUUUCUCCAAUAUGCUUAAGGCACACAAGGAAAAGUGCUUCCGUGUUACCAGUCCUGUUAAUGUGCCACCCUCUGCCCAGAUCUCACUUGCCACAACGUCAUCUGCCACCACUGUAUCUUCUGUUGCAAACACACCAAAUCCACUUGCUCCCACUUCAGCAAUCAAUAUGAAUCCAGCGAGCACGCUUCCUCCUCGCCCAAUUGGCCAUCCAUAUUCUCAUCUGCAUCUUCAUUCACAUCAUCAACAUCAUCUUCCAGUCCCUGUCCCUCCAGUCCCUCAUUUGCCUCCACCUCCUGCUCUAUUUAAGAGUGAGCCUUUAAAUCAUAGGGGCCAAGGUGAGGACAGUUUUCUGCGACACCUAGCAGAAAAAAACAGUUCAGUGCAGCACCACUAACUGCUUUGUCUUCUGCCUGCCAUUCUCCUGGUCUUAACCUGGGAUUGUGCAGCCCCCUAAGAAAAGGUACCAUUGUGACCCCAAGUGAAUUUGCAUUAAACUUAGUUGUUCAGCAAAGUGACUAUCCAACCUAGGGGAACCAAUAGGACAGAUACCCAAUUUGACUUGCAUGUUUUACUGUUGACUUUUAUAAAUUUCAAAAGGACAGAGAAUUGUGGAUUUUUUUAUAAUUUCAUAUCAGCUAAUGAGGUAUGCUUGCUUUUGUAUUCUGGAUUUUCUCCUCAAAUUGGGGAUGAAUCUGGUUUCCUUUGUACUAAUCAGAAAGACUGUGAGACUAAAUCCCAGAGCAUUAAUGAUCACUGUGUAUUGUUAAUUUCUUUUCUGCUCUGUAUGUGUGUGUGAGAGAGAGUUUGUGUGGGUGUGGGUGUGCUGGUUAUGGAGUGAACCAGCCACACGAUUGCAGAAUAUGAAGCAUAGGAAAAACAACAACAAUAGUAAACAGAUUUUAAUCUCAUUUGAAUAGUUCUCCUAACACACUCUUUAUUUUAUUAUAAAAAUUAUUUUAGAGUUUUUGUAUAGACCUAUUUAGUAGCCUGUUUCUAAAAUGAAAUGUAUUUCGAAUAAGCGAUGUAAUUUUUUUCAGUGUAGCUGGACCUAUGUUGUUACAAUAGAUAAUUUUUAUAAUCAUUCAAAUGUGAUUCUUUUAAGAAAAAAGAUGCAAAUAGCUUCUAUAGUAAAAAUUAUUCUUACAUCUGUACUGCUCUAAAAAGGUGCUUUGGCGUAUAAAGGAAGAAGCCCAAGAAGUCUCUUGUAAAGCUGCCUCAGAAGUGGAGAUAAUUUGAGAACUUUAUAUAACUUAUUUGUAAGGGGAGGGGAAUUUUUACUGUGAGACAUAUCUUCUUUCCAUGUCACUUGAGGGCGAUUAGAUAAGGACCUUGAACUACUGUAUGCCCCAAAAUUUCACUUCUGUUAUACUGAAUCAUGAAACAUUUCAGAAAGGAUUUCUCUUAGAUAGAGUGAAAAUUGCACAUGAGGAACAGUCUCAACCAAAUAUGGUUUCAAACAUAGUAUGCUAUCUUAUCACGGGCAUACCUUAGAACCUAGUUCAUUAUAGAGACGUGUUUAAGGUAUGAGUUAAAUUGGGACCGAUUUGAUGCUGCUUGUUUUUUCUUAAGUUUGUUAAGCGAUAAGCAAGGGAACUGCAAACUAAAUGCAAUUUAGUUGGAUCUGUAAAAAUUAAACCUGAAUUAGGCAAACGUGUGUGAAAACCAUUGUCAAAAUGGCUGAAAAAAUGAAUAUCAUGGAAUAUGUGCAUACGCUAAAGUUGUGUAAAGGAUAGAUAGUACUGAUUAUAGGGGAUAAUGUCUUUCAGGUUUGACCAUGUUCCACAGAUAAAUGGAAAGAAAUGUUGAAUGUUAAGCAAGUUGGUAAUUGUAUUUUUCUCAGUCUGCAACGGGUCUAAGUUGUGACAAAUAAAAUCAUAGUAAUUAACUUUGGAUAAAGUACAGCACCAUUUAAGGAUCUACUUAGUACCUUGAGGAGAAGGCAUAGAAAUUCCUUUAUACUUAGAAUCUAAAUUUUUCUAAGUUUAAUUUUCAUGCUCAAAGACCAUCAUGCUGAUUCCUAGGAUAUUAUUCUGCCUUGAAAAUUAGACUUUAAGUUUAAUUUAGAAAGGAAUAUUACCUUGGAUGAAACGGAAAGCCCUUGUUAUUCAUUCCCUUAGGCUGCUGGUUGUGUUUCCGCCUUUUAUUAACUUUGCAUUAAAAAUAAAAUAGCUGACUUUUCGGUAUCUAUUCAUAUUUGACUGAAAACUUCUUAACUCCUUUUUCUGAAGAAAAAAAAAGUAUUUUUAAAAUGUUGUGGUAACAUUUAUUUGUUCCUUCUCCUUUUUUAGGCAAUAAAGCUAACUAUAAAAAUGAUAAUAUUUAACAGUUCACUAUCAUCUACUAUCUUGAUUGGUUUUAUACAUUCCAUGUCAUCUUGUAAAAUUGCAGUUCUGUAUAGAAUGCCACAGGCCAACAAUGUGGCCUGUAAAAUCCACUGUUCCAAAUUUAAAGGAAAAAGUCACACCUGAUAAAUCAAUUGUAAUCCAAUUUGCAAAAAGAAUUUUUUCAAUAAAUUUACAGUAUUUGGCUGCUAUUUAUGAAUCCUACUACUUGAGAGGAGUGUAUUUCUGUGCUCUCUGUUCUAAAAGUUAACAUCAUUCAUUUCAGAGCUGUGAACGAGUAAAGGGAACUAGAAAAAUGAGUCAAGUACCAUUGAAGUUUCUUCAUUCUUGUGUGGAUGAAUUUGCAUCUAUCCUAUUGCAAUAUUUAAGACUUCUUUUUAGAAAUAAUUUGGUUCAUUGCAAUGUCAUCCCUGUAAUCACAAUCAUUAAUGAGUAUGAACUGAUAGAGGUCUGCACUUUUGUCUUUAUGCAAUGUUAUAGAAUACUUUUCAUUUUCAUUUUAAAAAUAUUUUCAAAACACAAACAUCAUAAAUGUGUAGCCAUUCAGAAUCCAUUUCAAAUAUGUGGUACGUAAAUGUGUCAUUCUUAGCAUUAGUUUUGACUGAAUUUGUCAAGCACUUCACAAAAUUGCAAUGCAUAUUGAAGUUAAAUAUGACAUUGUGUAGCUCUUCAGAGACACAUACAAUUUCAACAUAUUAACAGUUGUGAAUUUCUAUUCAUUUGCUAGUCAGUGACUGUAAUAAAAAGGCCUAUUUAUUCUAUUAGUUUGUUUUUAUACUUGCAUUUUAGUAAUUAAUCCCAAAGGAGGAUCUAAAAAUCAAGCAAGAACAUUGAUUUUUUCAAGGGCUAAUGAAUUGUUUUUAAACUGCUGUAAGAUGAUUGAUUUUGAUACUAGAAUACAGCAUAUGUGACUCCCUCUCCAGAAAAAUGAUACUUAAACCAACCCCCUGAAAGACUAAAAAAGGCAAUUGUACAAAGUUGUAAGAACUAUUGUUCAGUUCAAUUCAUAACAGCAAAAGAAAAUCAACUUAUUUUCUUCCCAUUACUGUAUAGAUAGUCCUCAAAACAAUUUAGUGACCAUUCAAAAUUACAGUGGUGCUGAAAAAUGUGAUUUACAAACCAGUUCUUAUACUUACGGCUGUUGUAGCCGUUGCAGCAUCCUUUUGGUCAUGUGAUCAAAAUUUGGACACUAGGCAAUCAAUAUAUAUUUAUGAUGGUUGCAGCCUCCCAGAGUCAGGUAAUCCCUAUUUGCAGCUUUCCUACCCACUUGAGACCAAAGUCAGUGGGCAAAGCUGGACUUAAUCAUAUGAUUCACUUAAUCACAGUAAUUUACUUAAAGAUCACAGCAUAAAAUUGGAUGCAACACUUAAAAAACCACUUCACAUAGUGACAGAAAUUACAGUACCAAUUGUUAUUGCUAAUCGAGGAUUACCUGAUAUUAAAAUAUGCUUGAUUUGGAAAUAAAUCUUUACUCUGGCAAUACAAGUAUUGCCUUGUUAUAUAUCUUGUAUGAUUUGAAGAUUUGAUGGUUGGAUUUAAUUUUAAUUUCACAAUGAGUGAAACAGUAAGGAAUAUUCCUUUGCUGAUUUGCCUUAGUGGAAUAUUUAACAUUCUCCAAAAACUAAAGCAAUGGAAACAAGAACAACAAAAGAAAUCAAACUGUGGAAACUUUUCUCUCACAUUCUUCCUUUACCAUGAGUUGUCUGUAAAGUUGAUAUUUUUCUACUUACCAAUCAACUUAGAUUCUUGAAUGAGAAUGAAUGAAUGAAUGCUCUUAACAGUUUGAUUUUCAAGGUGGCAACAGAUGGCAUUUUAAUAAGGUUGAAGAACAGAUUGGAGAGGUGAGUUAACAAUGACAUGUUACAAUUUUGUCAGUGUAUUGUAGCAUAAAUAGAUCAUGUGCAUGCUUAAAAGGAGAAUUGUACAGUGUUCUGAGGUAGGUGGGUUUUUGCAUAAAUAAUGAUGGGUAAGAACUUUAGUACAAAUGUCAACAUACAUGUUGGCUGCGACUGCAAACAAAUUUGCAAAAAUUAGAAACUCUCUGCUAUGCUGUUUUCUGACACGAAGUCUGUUUGCUUUGGCAGGUCUGCUAUGUAGUGCUGAAUGCAUUCCCUGUUCUUUCUAAUAAUUCAUAUAUCUCCCUAAACAAAUAAAGUGUAAACAUUCUUCUACAAACUUAGAAAAAAUGUUUUUCUCAUUCACUAUAGUUUUAUAUUUUUCCAGAUGAAAGAAUUUCUUUGAAUUAAUUAUUUGCAUACUAACAACCUUUCUGUAGUGACCUUCUUAAUUAAAUAUGUAUUCCUCUAUAACGUAUCUUAAGUGAAAUGGAAUAAGUUAAAUUCACAGUCAUAGUCUGUUGGACAUAUGUAAUAUUUCUUUUUGCUCAGUUAAUAUAAAUUAUUUCUGCUAAUGUUAUUUUCUGUUCUGACAGGCUGAAUUAGAUGCUAAACUACUCUUUACCACUGCUACCCUGCAUGCAAAUGAAAAUCUAAUGUCCAUUUAGCCACCUAAAAUCAAAACUGAUUCAAAGGCAAAAACAAAAACUAGGUAGCAAAUGAGCAUGAGUUGCUUGAGUAUUUUUGUUCUUUUUCAUUUUUGUUGUAUUAACUUUGCUGUACUUCCUUGAAUCAUCUGACUCUUGAUGACUGCAUGAAUAUAUCUGUAUAGGUUUUGUUUGACAAUGAAUUCUGAAAUGACUUGCUAUUGUCUUUUCAUUGUGCUAAUUUACACUUUGUAGAGAUUUGCAAUAUUGCUAUAAUGUUGUUAGGAGAACAAAAUAUUUCAGAAAGUAGAGGUAGGCACUGGGAAGGCACAUCGUUGAAGUCUCAUAAAGUGGCAGCGGCUCAGUGAGGAGAUCUGAAGUUUCAUCAGUCUUCCCUGAUGAAAUAUGUGGGUGGGACAGAUAUCUUAGGAAAUAGGCAGUUCCAUUAAUAAUCUGAAAUUGGGUGUUGAACAGCACCUUUAAUUGCAUCUGAAAGCCUAUGGGGAAUAGGUGCAGCUUGUAAAAUGGAUAUAUCAUGUGGCCAUAACAGGAAAUACCCAUAAUUAGCUAUACAACCACAUACUGGAUUAUCUUCUAAAGUAGUUUAAUUGGGGGUGGAGGGGUGGACUAGAUAGAUUUUUUUUGUAAGAUGGACAAGAGUAUAUGGAACACUAGUGCAGUGCUUUUUCCCUGAAAAGGAAGCUUUUCUGUUGUUGACUGGAAUGUGUUAUACAUAUACACUGUAUUGUUUUAUAAAAAAGUUUGUCUUCUGCUUGGCACUGUUAAAACCUGGAGCAGAGAGGCCAUCUUAAUCCCUACUGAGAAAGAAUACUUAAGAACUUACAUGCAAAUUUAAUUGGAUUUAAAACAAUAAGAAAAAAGAUGCAUUUAUGAAGCAGUUUUUGAAAUGAAAAGAAACAGGACCAUCUUA